Sphaerulina musiva SO2202 is the source of this 983-nucleotide messenger RNA. RefSeq names its product ubiquitin-like protein. The record is from RefSeq and is a predicted model, not a curated record. Gene Ontology annotation, molecular function: ubiquitin-like protein ligase binding; protein tag activity. The coding region runs from base 152 to 448 and encodes 98 amino acids. The transcript is spliced from 2 exons. Gene Ontology annotation, cellular component: nucleus; septin ring. Lineage: Eukaryota; Fungi; Ascomycota; Dothideomycetes; Mycosphaerellales; Mycosphaerellaceae. Gene Ontology annotation, biological process: protein sumoylation.
UGACAACAACUCCCUCCUAGCUCGCCACAACGAGCUGAACGACAGCACGUGCGUCUACACGCCUUGGAGCCAUCGCGAAACCCAUAUAAUACCCCGCGCCCUCCGCUCCCACUUCGUCCGACACCGCGCAGUGUCGACCGUUCCAUCCACCAUGACCGAAAACAACGGCACCCCUCCGGCAGAUCAGCCCGAUGCGCAGCAACCUCCCAGCGAACACCUGAACAUCAAGGUGACGGAUGGAAGCAACGAAGUGUUCUUCAAGAUCAAGAGAUCGACACAGCUCAAGAAGCUCAUGGACGCCUUCUGCGACAGACAGGGCAAGACUCCGCAGAGUGUGCGCUUCCUGUUUGACGGCCAGCGCGUGAACGCAACGGACACUCCAGAGAUUCUCGAUAUGAUUGACGGCGAUGCACUCGAGGUUCACCAGGAACAGAUUGGCGGAUGCUAGUUACCAGCAAAGUCGAUUACAAGCCGAGUCUUUAGUACUUCGACCUACAUAAGCUACUACCGCUAAGGCUAGCCUUCGAUAUAUCGAGGCGUCAAGUGAAGAGGGUCUCGUAGGGCAGCGUAUGUACCUUGGGCAGAGCAGGCUAGAGGAGCAUAUACGACAUUGCGGAGCAGCCCAAGUCACGAGAGAAAAGGCGAGCUGCGAGAGAAAGGGAAAGGGCACUGAAGCAACCGUGAGCUUUCAGACGACGCUCGAACCGGAUCAACAGGCGCGGCGUCCUGGCGUUUUGCGCCUAUGGUAGCCACGGCUUCAUGGCUUUGCUUUGAGCAUACAGGGUUAGCUCGAUGGGCCGAAUUUCAUCAUCACGUUUCAGACCACUUCGAUUGCCCCCUCGCGUCUGUCGCCCUCACGUUUUGUUGUGUGCCGUCAUGUGAGAACUGAUUGCUGAGAAGCAGAAUUUGAUAUUCAUGGGUAUCAGAAUGAUGUGUUGUAGAAAGCUCCCUCGAGUCUUCCUCUUCCUCUCCCUCUUCCUCUU